AUGGCAGAUAUCCAGGCCUUUAAUCACCCUAGUACUAGUGAUAACAUCGAGAAAGGAAAUCCUAAAGGAACUGGAACUAUCCACAACUCAGUAAUCGAUAGCAAAGAGACCAGUCAUACCAACGCUGUGUUCGAGGAUGUUGAAGCACAUAUCCGGUACAAAGAUUUCAAAACAAAGCAGGAGUUUAGUGGCGCUAUUCUAGCAUGGCUCACCUAUCAAUCAAUCGGCGUUAUCUAUGGGGAUAUUGGCACCAGCCCACUUUACGUGUUUUCGUCAACAUUUACAUCGUCACCAUCCAAUGAAGAUCUUAUAGGUGCCUUGUCGCUUAUCAUAUGGGCCCUUACUCUCGUCGUCACCCUGAAAUAUGUUACAAUCGUCCUUUUCGCUGAUGAUGACGGCGAAGGAGGAACAUUCGCGCUUUAUUCUCUGCUCACCCGCUAUUGCGAUAUUAUGCAACGUAGUCCCCGCGAGCCUUUGACAGUGAAACUAGAACGACAGCUCACCCAAGAGAUGAAAGGACCAAACGCUCAAUUUCGCUCGGUUUUAGAGAAUAACUUUCUAUUUCGGACUUUCAUCAAAUUCUUAGCAGUAUUUGGUGUUUGUUUGGUUAUUGCAGAUGGGAUCCUUACUCCCGCACAAUCAGUUCUUGGAGCGAUUCAGGGCCUCAAGGUCAAGGUACCUGAUAUCGAAACAAAUACCAUCGUUGGUAUCUCAUGCGCCAUACUGAUUGUACUUUUUCUCAUCCAACCACUGGGUAUUACAAAACUUGGAACAACAUUUGCACCAAUCGUUGUUAUGUGGCUGCUUUUCAACAUGGUCUUUGGGAUUUAUAACCUCGUCAAAUUCGAUGCCUCAGUUUUGAGAGCUUUCAACCCUGCGAACUGUUUCUAUUAUUUUAACAAGAACGGAGAAGAAGGUUGGAAAAGUCUUGGUGCCAUAUUACUUUGCUUCACUGGUGUAGAAGCCCUCUUUGCAGAUCUAGGUGCCUUUUCAGCAAGGUUUGGGCCCCCAGAAGAUAAUUUAAGCAACUGGACUACAAGCUUAGGGAAUGCAUAUGGUGUCUGUGUGAUUAUGGUCACCUUUAUCACCACCUGUAUGGUAUCCAUAGUUGCUCUUGUUGUAUGGCAGCUUCACUUCCUCUUCGUUUUAGCUGGCUUUAUAUUUUUCGGCGCUAUAGACGGGGCGUUUCUGUCGGCUGCUCUCACAAAGGUACCACAAGGGGCGUGGUUUACUCUUCUGCUUGCCUUGCUUCUCUCAUGUGUCCUGUUCCUAUGGCGCUUUGGAAAGAAAGAACAAUGGAAAACUGAAGUCGACGACAACAUUGCGCCUUCUUCGCUUGUCGUCUGCGACGAGCGCGGGCGAUUAAUGUUACAACGAUCAGAUGGUCAAAAAGAGAUGGGUAGGAUUAAGGGGGUUGGUAUUUUUUUCGACAAAAUUGGUUACCAUGCCCCGGCGGUAUAUACGCACUUUGUCCGGAAGUUUGAAGCCCAACAUGAGGUUAUUGUAUUCUUCCAUCUUCGCCAACUUAUCCAACCAACGGUUCGCGAAGAAGAGCGUUACAUAGUUCAGCGCGUUGGCUCUUCAAAUACCUUCCGUAUCAUUGUUCGUCAUGGCUACAAUGAUCACGUCUUCACCGAGAACUUCGGUGUUAUUCUCUACGACAAGUUGAAAGCUUUUCUCGAUGCCGAAAUUGAGAACAGUGGAUCUGAGCUUUCCCUAAGUAACGCUCAUGCGAGAGUCAAUGCUAGAGCACUGCGGGAGCGGGACGCUUUGGAUGCGGCGUAUGAGAAGCAGGUCAUUUAUAUUUUGGGAAAAGAGCAAUUACGGCUAAGUCCAAAGUCUAUUCUUCCGAGAAGAUUUGCCUUGAGUACCUUUAUUUGGAUGAGGGAGAAUACAAGAACAAAGCAACAGGAAUUCAAUGUCCCAAUAGAUCAGCUGGUUGAAGUUGGAUAUAUCAAGGAAAUUUAG
This is a messenger RNA of Morchella sextelata, 1968 nucleotides long. RefSeq lists its product as uncharacterized. Gene Ontology annotation, cellular component: membrane. The coding region runs from base 1 to 1968 and encodes 655 amino acids. Gene Ontology annotation, biological process: potassium ion transmembrane transport. The transcript has 7 exons. The record is from RefSeq and is a predicted model, not a curated record. Lineage: Eukaryota; Fungi; Ascomycota; Pezizomycetes; Pezizales; Morchellaceae. Gene Ontology annotation, molecular function: potassium ion transmembrane transporter activity.